GUUUUCCCAGGUUGUAUCACCUGAUUCCAGAUGGGGAAAUUACCUGCAUUAAGAUCAGCCGUACUGAUCCCCAUGAAAACUUGGCCAUUAGGAUUGUGGGAGGCAGUGAGACCCCUUUGGUUCACAUUAUUAUACAGCAUAUUUAUCGAGAUGGGGUGAUUGCCAGAGAUGGAAGAUUGCUGCCUGGAGACAUGAUACUGAAGGUAAAUGGCAUGGACAUCAAAAAUGUGCCUCACAACUAUGCCCUGUCAAUCCUGAAGCAGCCCUGCCACGUGCUCCGACUGACAGUGCUCCGAGAGCAGAGGUACCGAUGCCGAAACAGUGGACUCUCCCUUGAUGCUCACUGCAAUAGGGAUGACAGUUUCCAUGUUGUGCUGAACAAAAGCAGUCCAGAUGAGCAGCUGGGAAUAAAGCUGGUCCGCAAGGCUGAUGAACCAGGGGUAUUUAUUUUCAACUUGCUGGAAGGUGGCAUGGCUGCCCGUGAUGGACAACUUCAGGAGAACGACCGGGUGUUGGCCAUCAAUGGGCAUGACCAUCGGUACGGCAGUCCAGAGAGUGCAGCCCAACUGAUACAGGCCAGCGAGAAGCAGGUUCACUUCGUGGUGUCACGGCAGACCAGGCAGCAGACCCCUGACAUCCUGCAGGAGACGGGCUGGAGUUACAGUGGCAGUGGCCUCCAGCCCUGUCCUUCUGACAGAAACAACCCUGGCAAGAGCACUCUCCACACUGUCACCUGUCACGAGAAGGUAGUGUCUGUCCGGAAGGAUCACACAGAGUCACUGGGAAUGACUGUAGCAGGAGGAGCAUCUAACCGGGAGUGGGAUUUGCCUAUCUAUGUGAUAAGUGUUGAACCUGGAGGAGUUAUCAGCAGAGACAGCAGGAUAAAAACAGGUGACAUCCUCCUGAACGUGAACGGGAUUGACCUGACGGGAGUCAGUCGGAGUGAGGCCGUGGCCCUGCUGAAGAACACCAACUCCUCAGUGGUGCUCAAAGCCCUGGAGAUGCGAGCGUGCGAGGCCCAGGAGGAGCAGGGUUGCCUGCCACCCCCAGAGGCCACACAGGCAGCCUCUGAGAGCAGCGAGUGGUCACCUUCCUGGGUGAUGUGGCUGGGGCUGCCACGGUAUUUGUACAGCUGCAAAGAAAUUGUAUUACGAAGAAAUACAUCUGGAAGUCUUGGCUUCAGCAUCGUAGGAGGUUAUGAAGAACAGACUGGGAACAAACCAUUCUUUAUCAAAUCCAUUGUUGGGGGAACACCAGCAUAUAAUGACGGCAGAAUUAGAUGUGGUGACAUCCUCCUUGCUUUGCAAUUACCAGGUGAAGGUUUUUAUCCAACACAUUAA
Acanthisitta chloris (rifleman) is the source of this 1340-nucleotide messenger RNA. It is a transcript of the gene LNX1, whose product is annotated as ligand of numb-protein X 1, E3 ubiquitin protein ligase. The record is from RefSeq and is a predicted model, not a curated record. NCBI's taxonomy places the organism in Eukaryota, Metazoa, Chordata, Aves, Passeriformes, Acanthisittidae. Gene Ontology annotation, biological process: ubiquitin-dependent protein catabolic process. Gene Ontology annotation, cellular component: cytoplasm. The annotation marks the transcript as partial. The transcript is spliced from 8 exons. Gene Ontology annotation, molecular function: ubiquitin-protein transferase activity; protein binding.